Molecule: messenger RNA, 309 nt
Organism: Elgaria multicarinata webbii
Lineage: Eukaryota; Metazoa; Chordata; Lepidosauria; Squamata; Anguidae
Gene: C12H9orf57
Product: chromosome 12 C9orf57 homolog
Exons: 3
Coding region: 1-309 (102 amino acids)
Source: RefSeq, a predicted model, not a curated record
AUGAAUAAGUUUCUGCUCCUCAGUAUCUCCAUUCUUCUCUGCUCUGUCCUGGCUGAAGCACGUACCUGCUAUCAAUGCAGUAAUUAUAAAAUAGGUGUUGGCUGUAAAUCCCCUGGCCUAAAGUAUUGUACAGCUGAACCAGGACAACAGUGCAAGACAAUCACAUCUUUCCGAGGUAACUUACAGCAUUUCAUUGGGCAAGGGUGCACUCAGCUAAAUGAAGUAUGUGGAUCUACUCAAUUCAGUGAAGAAUUAGGCAGUUUUACAACAAAUUGUUGUAACAGCCAUGAUUACUGCAACAGCAUAUAG